AUGAGGAGAAAAAUUGUGGAUGAUUCAUGGUGUCCGGUUUGUGGAUUGGAGCCGGAGACGAGUUUUCAUAUUUUAUGGGCAUGUCCUUCCACCAAGGAUGCUUGGGGCGCUAGCUGCAAAAAAUUCCAAAAGAGCACUUUGAUGGGUCCCAAUUUUUUUAAUAUAGUAGAGGAGGUAUUGCUUAAUGGUAAGGAGGAGGAUAUAAAACUGUUUGCUGGUUUGUCACGGCAAUUAUGGCUGAGGAGGAACAUGUUGCUUCAUGAAGGAGUUUUUAUUCACCCCAACACGCUGGUCCAAAGGGCUGAUUUUGGUAAGGCCAUGGGCAGAGAGUAUCGCGAAGGGGAGCCAACGGGGAGAAUGGACGUGGAAAAAUGGAAAGCACCUCCUGCUGGCCGCCUGAAGGUAAACUGGGAUGCUGCAUUAAAUCUCACAAGGGGAAGGAUGGGGAUGGGUGUGGUCAUACGGGAUCAUGAUGGGCGUGUAAGGGCUGUCAAAUGUAGUCUCAAACAAGGACACUUUGACCCCACCGCUGCAGAGACAAUGGCAGCCAUUCAUGCUUUGAAAUUCUGUAUGGCACAGGGUAUGCUUAAUAUAUGUAUGGAAGGAGAUGCUAAAAAUGUGGUGGAUGCUUUGAACUCAAGGGAGGAAAAUUGGAGUAGGACGGGAUAUCUAGUAGAUGAAGCAAGGAAUUUGCUCAAUGGGUUUAAUAAUUGA
Corylus avellana is the source of this 714-nucleotide messenger RNA. RefSeq lists its product as uncharacterized. The record is from RefSeq and is a predicted model, not a curated record. Gene Ontology annotation, molecular function: nucleic acid binding; RNA-DNA hybrid ribonuclease activity. NCBI's taxonomy places the organism in Eukaryota, Viridiplantae, Streptophyta, Magnoliopsida, Fagales, Betulaceae.